Macadamia integrifolia is the source of this 1558-nucleotide messenger RNA. Its product is annotated as vacuolar protein sorting-associated protein 9A-like. The record is from RefSeq and is a predicted model, not a curated record. Gene Ontology annotation, cellular component: endocytic vesicle; cytosol. Lineage: Eukaryota; Viridiplantae; Streptophyta; Magnoliopsida; Proteales; Proteaceae. The transcript is spliced from 6 exons. The coding region runs from base 299 to 1471 and encodes 390 amino acids. Gene Ontology annotation, molecular function: small GTPase binding; guanyl-nucleotide exchange factor activity. Gene Ontology annotation, biological process: vesicle-mediated transport.
GAAUCGGGUCUUAUGAUGUCACGCGCCUAUUGCUCACUCCUUCGCUCCUCCCUCACGCGCUCGAACCUAACAUUCCAAGUUUCCAACCCAAAGUUCCAAGUUCCAAGUUCCUUUUCUCUUCUUCACCUCUUCCUUCGUGUUCUAACUUAUAAACCCUCAAUGGGCGGAGCUUCGUUCCAACUAUUUGAUUGGAUAUUCAGCUUCUGUUGUUGUUUUCCUGAUCUGGGACAGAGAGAGAAACAGAUAUGGUGGUUGUGGCUCUGGUUCUGGUCUUGGUUUAAUUCUAGGGUUAUACUAAAUGGAUUCUUCUUCUCGUUCGCUCACGUUCUAUGAUUUCCUCGAUCGAAUGCGUCAUCCUACUUCUCUUGAUCUCGUUCGCUCCAUCAAAAGCUUCAUUGUAUCCUUUUCUUUUAAUGCUGUCAACUCUGAAAACGACAGCAAAAGGUUUCAAGACUUCCUUUCAACAAUGGAGACUUCUAUUAGGGAUCAUCCAUUAUGGUCUGGUGCCUCUGAGGAAGAAAUUGACUGUGCCGUCGAGGGCUUGGAGAAGUAUGUCAUGACAAAAUUGUAUGCCCGUACAUUUGCUUCCUCUCAAGAGGAUACUAAAGUUGAUCAAGAGAUCUUGGAGAAAAUACAUUUGUUGCAAAAGUUUGUUAGACCUGAACAUUUGGAUAUACCUGAAGCCCUUCAUAAUGAAGCUUCAUGGCUGCUUGCAGAGAAAGAGCUGCAGAAAAUGAACGCCUUCAAAUCUCCUCGUGAAAAGCUUCUCUGUAUUUUGAAUUGCUGCAAGGUCAUCAACAAUUUGCUUCUCAAUGUCUCAAUGUCAGCUCAUCGUGUUCUAGCUGGGGCUGAUGACUUCCUUCCAGUUCUUAUUUAUGUUACCAUCAAGGCCAACCCCCCUCAGCUGCAUUCCAACCUCAAAUUCAUCCAACUGUUCCGGCAGCAGUCAAAACUCGUCUCAGAAGUUGCUUAUUACUUUACAAAUCUUAUGUCGGCCAAAUUGUUUAUUGUUGACUUGGAUUGCAAGUCUCUCACCAUGGAUGAAGCAGAGUUUCAAGAGAAUAUGCUUGCAGCAAGGUUGGAACUCCAAAUGAACAUGCUUCCUGCAAGGUUGACUAAAGGUGAGACACGAAUAGACCCGUUCUCCUCACUGCAGUCGGCUAGGCCCACAUAUCAAGGUCAUUUCUCGAGAAAGUUUAAUGAGGAGAUCAAUGCUCUUGAUGGAGGAGAUUAUCCUUUCAUGGAAGCUAAGCCUGGAGAUCUAACUGUCACCGACGUUGAGACAUUGCUGAAUGUGUACAAGGAUGUUGUCAAAAAAUAUUCGAGGCUCUGUAGGUCAAUGAGAAGCCUCUCCCCAUUCAAAGAACCAUCUGUAAUGCCUCCUUCAGAAGUAGCCAAGAUUGAUCCACCUAGCCAACCUGAGCAACAGAAUCAACAGGUACCAGACAUGAUAGAUCCUGGUCCCAAAUGAGUAGUUUGUGAGUUUUCUUUGUCAUUUAUCAUUGUUAUGAUGUCAUUUUUUCCCCUUUAUAUUGGAAGUUCAGGUGGUCUUUUGUAA